UAGAUUAGUUCCAGCCCAGUCAAGGAGCUAAGUCAGGGCUAUAACUAUCGCUGGAUUAGAGUGUAGGACAGAAAGGAGACCCGUGUCAUUACGUUCCAGUUCCAGCUUUAGAGAUGAUAUUCAUAGUGAUGCUGGAACGACCUCUACUCUCUCUACUCAGUCAGCAGUUUACUGUGUGAUGAUGAUGAUGAUGGGCAGAGUUUUUCCUGACUCCAGGUUCUCGUGAUCUACCUCGAUUGUGUGAUAGUUGCACAUUGAGUGUCUGUUGUACUGUAUGUAGCCUGUGCUUGGCUGCACACCACAUUGACUGGGUGGGUAGAGUUGUGCUUCCGGGGAAUGAGUUCCGUAUGUGUGCUGUUGCUGCCUGGGUACAGUAGAUGGAGGGGCCCCUAGCCUGGAGCCCACCUACAUUCACAAGUAUGUUUAUACUUUCAAAGGCGGCCAACAAAAUGCAUUCCCCUGGAUAAACAGCCAGGAUGCUGCUUCAGCCAGAGAACAAAAGACAAGCCAAUCACACUCUUUUAAUGUGAUGAUGCCACACUGUGCCAGCAGCACACAGUGGAAAUGAAUCAAUUUACAGGGAUUAACAGCAAUGAGGGUAGCAUGGUUAUUGGUUACAGCAGAGGUUAAGUGGGGGUACAGUACAGCCCUGAGUGAGGUUUUGUUGGGUGCUGAUUUGGGGGUUUGGGUAAGACGUGAGCUGUGUGCUGCACAGCGAUUUGGGCGGCACCUCUGCUGUGCCUUUGGCUUGUUCCGAGCUGUUAGGGAGAGGUGAGGUUGGAGAGACGUGCAUCUGAACAUUAACGUAACAACUUUGCUCUAUCUAAACUUUUGUAACGAGAGAGAGAAUUCAGGAAGUUUGUGUUUUGGAGAGGUACCAUAAUUACACUUAAAAGCAUCAGUUUGACAUCUUAAAGUCUCAACGAAACGCGUAUUGUCUGAAUGGCAUGUUGACUGGACGUCAUGCUUGCCUCUUGGCUCAGGCAGCAGCACUGAACAUAGUUGGCAAAGGAUUUAGAAUUUGCUAACUGAUUCCAGAAGCGGUAGCUACAGUGUAUGGCUUUGUGCUUCUGACUUUGGUCUCUAGGCAGAUGGUGGGACAGGACAGCAGAGUCCCAAAUGCAGUGGCCUUCUCGCAGGGUCUCUCUGAUAGGUGUAAGAAGUGAUCCAAGCCUGGAGCAGAGGUAUUUGACCCUCUGAUUACAUAGUCUAACCAGGUUGUCCUAUACUGUGUUCUGCUGUACUGUAUGUGAGAAACUCUGAGAUGCAUACAGUGCCCUAAGGUUAACAACACUGACUACAAGACUCCAUCCAUUUUAGAGUCAAUUGAAAUCAAAUGAACUUCAUGUAUGUGUCCUCUGGGACAGGGGUUGUUGUAUAGUGCAGACAGACAGUAGCCUCUCCUGUCUUGGACCACCAUGUUGGCUAGACUGGAAGCUCUCUGUGGGGUGAUUUAGUGAAGGGGAGCAGAGCGGUUCUGAUGGCUUGAGCAGUGACCGUGCCCAGGUCCAGGAGACACAGAGGCGGUGUGACGCUCUCAGCUAACCCACUCAGUUACACAACAUGCAGACAGGCCGGCUGGCUGACUGGCUUUGUUAGUCCCUUCUGAAGCAUACCACUAGGCUGCUGUGGGGGCUCAGUGAAAAAAAAAAAAAGACGAUUUACAGCGACUGUAACACUUCAUAUCGCCUUGUCCCUCUAUGUAAUUAUCUGAAUGAGAAAGGGAAGUGGUGUACUAUUCUUUUUGCUACUUGUUGUGUAGACAUCACCUACUCUUUCUAGCCAGGCUUUGCUCAGCUAUUGUCGCUGUGUUGUGUGAAUGCUGGGGGAGAUGGCACAGAACUCCUCAUGUGGGAGGUCCUGUUCUAGGUGUAUUGAGAGCCUGCAUAUUUGCCAGCUAAAUAAACUGUUUUCUAUAUUAGGUAGAGAGCACUAGUAGUGUAUCAGUAGUGGGAUCUCUCAGGACAGUCUGUUGACACCCACUCUUGCCUGAAGAAUGGAUUCUGCCAACUUACUUCCCUCACCACCACUGCCGUACCUUCUCCUGAACUCAACGGGGACGGACCCGAGGACACGCAUGUACCCUGUGUUCUUUGGUGAGAGCAUCGAGGUCAACCCCAAACCUGAAACAGAGAUCAAGUGUAACUCUGAAGUGAAGUACGACUCAGACAGGCACUACCGGGACCAGGUGUACUGCGCUCCCGUUCCCACGGUGACUUCUUACAGCGAGAUGGUGGUGGCCGUGCAGAACUGCACCUGGCGGCGCUAUAAGUCCCAGGUGUACCUAGAGCCACGUCAGAGGCCCCUGCACUACCAAAGCACCACCAUUGUGUACCCCAAACAUGCCAAGAACACUUACCGCACCACACUCAACUACAACGCUACGGGUUCCCAACGGUGGUUUGUCUCCACCGUCCAGCUGAAGUCCAGCGAGGACAGCAGCCCCUGCAUCAUCUACGCUGAGGACCUCUAAACCUGAUCUCAGACCUGACCUGCCUGGCCAUUCCUACUGUUGUGGAUUGGAUACACACAGAGGCUGACAGACAGGUGGACACACAGGAAGACUGAUAGACUGACACACAGAGGGUGGUAAUAUUGCAUACUGUAUAAGGAAUAUAGUAGGGGGGAGUACAUCGAAUCACAAAGGCCUUUAAUGAGUUGUCCUUCAUGUUAAUUUGUAUUGUGAGGCAGAGAGCAGCCAGUCUGCAGCCUCUUCUCUCCAGGAACACCUCUGAUAGUUGAGCAUGACUCUGGGGGUUGAUGGUACCACGUUACACACCUUAUUUGACUGUAAAGAUUAAUUAUAGAAAUGGACAUAUUCAUGCUCAAAAGCUGACGUGAAUCCACACAGAUGCGUGCAAAGCAGUCUAAUAGCUUGAUUGCACUUAUUUUAACAUUGUGUAAAUUGUGGGUAUUCUGAAAAGGGGGGGGGGGGGGGGGGGGAACCAAAAGAUUGGACCAAAGAUUUUGUUACAAAGAUGAUUUCACCCUAGUUGUAAGUAAUGUCUUUGACACAUCCUCAUCAGACUCUCAAACACGACUCCUGCAUUAGCUCUACAACCGGGUGUCACGAGCACAUCAUUGUCGUCUCUCAAAAGAUGCCCAGUGACGACAAACUCAUCUCUGCGGCUUUGCGUCUUGCUUUGACAGACACCAAACCACAUCUUCAUUAGUGACCUCAAACUCUAGAAUGUGUAUUUUUAGUCUGAUAGACACUGGGGCAUUUUAAAGCUAGAAUCCUUAAGUGAAACAAUAACAAAGUGGCCACUUUGUUUUGGUAAAAAGCCUGAGGGAUGGGCCUGGAGAAAUGUAACCACAAAUUCAUAGACUGAGCAUGGAUGCAAAGGCUGACUAGUUUACACCAUGUUUUGAGGCUUUACAGUGUUUACGUUUACAUUGUUUACAAACAUUGGAGUAAAACAAGCUUGUAUUUAGGGUUCUGAUGGGGUAUGACAGUUUAACUGAGUUCAUGAGGCAUUUCUAAGUUAUAUUCUUCAAGAAUCAAUGGGUGUAUAUAUCAUUCAUUUAAAGGUCUAAAAAUGGAUGUAGCAACGAAGGAUUCUAGCUUUAAAUGAAUAUAUCACAUUAUCCAUGCCAUUUUCUACAACAAAUCAGAAAUAGAGUCUGAGGCACCUUCAACAGCAGGCAGAGAGUCUAGGUUUCUGUUAUAGAUUGCCUCUGGUGAAGGAGAUGCUUGUUGUCGCUGCCAUAACUACAAGUCAACCUGCCAGUUGGAAAUGCCAAAGUUGGAGCCAGAGAGGAGGAGGGAGAGCAGAGCUGGGGAAACCUGAGGAACAUUUCUAUUUUAAGACAUGGCUCUAGCCUCUGAUAUCCAGGUUGUUUGGCAGACUGGUAAACACGACCAUAAAAAUCCAAACAUGUUACUCUCUCCAACACACUGUUGUUAUAUACAGGAUAGUGAAAUGGGUGGCUUAGAUUUAUUCACAGCUGUCAGGUGUUGUAGGAAAAUAAUAUCAAUUCUUAUUUGUAUUAAGAAUUGCCUGAUCUCGCUCACAACAUUUUUUUUAGUCUAUUUUAUGUAUAUGGAUUAUGGAACCUGGUAAAUAUUCAACCUUGUAUUAUGAAUUCAGAUCUCUUACCUCCAUUUUUUUUCUCUCUCUACUUUAUUUCAUAGAAAAUUUGCAUUUUCUACUUUUCAUUUACAUCCUGAGCUACUUUUGUAAUGAAAAAAAUGUAGGUUUUGAAAAUUGACAAAGGUGUGUUUUAUACACUAAAGAAUAUGGACAGAAGAAAGUGAGAGAAAGUGAAGAGGCUCUGUUUUGGAGGCUUUCUUAAGGGUCAAGAUGUUCUGAGUAAUGAGGUCUACUGUAAAUGUUACAAGUGCAACAGCAACUUUAUAAUACUGAUGGUUUGAACCAUAGGUAUUACAGUGGCUGGUACAGAAAAAGGCCGUUCAGUGGAAAGAUUGCUGUGGAUUUCUGUGAUGUGCAGAAGGUAUGUGAGAAGUCAUGAGUUAUAUGUUUGAGGUGAUGAAAGUCGAAGGGUUUCAAAGCAUUUGGUUGUUUUGUUUAAGAUACUUUCUAAUUAUUGAUGUUAGUGUUUCCUAACGUUCUCCUUUGUUCUUGUAAAAUACUUUCCUGUUGUAUAUGUGGCAUCGAGGCACUUCAUAAUUCUCUUUAUAUUUUUGUAUAUUUCCUGUGUCAAUCUUUUUUGUUUGGGAAAAUAAAAAAAUAUUUAAUUGAAUAAAAAUCUUUUAAUUGAAUAAAAGACCAAAUACCAAAACCCAAA
Molecule: messenger RNA, 4749 nt
Organism: Oncorhynchus mykiss (rainbow trout)
Lineage: Eukaryota; Metazoa; Chordata; Actinopteri; Salmoniformes; Salmonidae
Product: refilin-A
Biological process (GO): actin filament bundle organization; negative regulation of chondrocyte development; negative regulation of bone mineralization involved in bone maturation
Cellular component (GO): actin filament bundle
Molecular function (GO): filamin binding
Source: RefSeq, a predicted model, not a curated record